UGCACCUUGCUAUUCAUUGGCCAGCCUCGGAAACUGACCUGUUUUCUUCGACACACUGCUUUUGCUGUCAUCUUCUCCAUGGCUUUAUCAUGCAUAUUAGCCAAGACUGUCGUAGUGAUUCUGGCAUUCUUGGCCACCAUCCCAGGGUCCAAGAUGAGGAAGUGGGUGGGGAAAAGGCUGAGCAGCUUCAUCGUUUCUUCAUGCUCCGUGAUUCAAGCAACGAUUUGCAUCGUGUGGUUGGCAACGUCUCCACCUUUCCCGGAUGUCGAUAUGCACUCAAUGAUUGAAGGAAUUGUACUAGAAUGCAAUGAAGGAUCAGCCAUCAUGCUCUACUGUGUCUUGGGCUUUAUGGGUCUGCUAGCCAUUAUCAGUUUCACGAUGGCUUUUCUUGCCAGGAAGCUACCCAGCAGUUUUAAUGAAGCCAAAUUCAUCACCUUCAGCAUGUUGGUCUUCUGCUGCGUUUGGCUGUCCUUUGUUCCAACAUACUUGAGCACCAAGGGAAAAUACACAGUAGCUGUGGAGGUAUUUUCCAUUUUAGCCUCCAGUGGAGGUUUGCUGGGCUGUAUUUUCUUUCCCAAAUGUUUUAUCAUCUUGGUGCGCCCAGAAUUGAAUAAGCAUGGGCAGCUUAUAAUAAAGGACAAAAAGAGAUUUAUUUAG
This is a messenger RNA of Pogona vitticeps (central bearded dragon), 657 nucleotides long. NCBI's taxonomy places the organism in Eukaryota, Metazoa, Chordata, Lepidosauria, Squamata, Agamidae. The record is from RefSeq and is a predicted model, not a curated record.